UCACUUUCAAUAGUCACAAGACCUCUCAGCUGAGGUUGUGUUGGUAGAAUUUUUCUGAUUUGGAAAUUUCUCUGGAUUUUAUCCCUAUUUUACAAAGUGUCCUGUUUGUUAACAAAUAGCCACCAUGGCUAACAUUCAUGACGAAAAUGUGAGCAAACUAAUACCCAAGCUGGAUGACGAUAAAAUCGAUAUGAUUGCGGCAACCAGCGUACUACAAAUUAGGGCUAGUGAAAUCCGCCAAACUCCCAUGAACUGGCAGUCUUAUCUCCAGUCGCAGAUGAUCACGCAGCACGACCAUGACUUCAUCCAGGCACUGGUGAACAAGGGGCAGAAGGACCUGCCGGACCGCCAGCCCGAGGUCUGCGCCGCCGUGUUCCUCAACCUGCUGACUCACAUCAGCAAGGAUAACACCAUCCAGUACAUACUGGUGUUGAUCGAUGACAUCCUCUCUGAGGACAAGUCCCGUGUGAAGAUCUUCCGCGACAAGGGCGGCAACUGGAAGCCGUUCCUCAACCUGCUGAACCGCCAGGACGAGUUCAUCCAGCACAUGACGGCCCGCAUCAUCGCCAAGCUCGCCUGCUGGCACCCCGUGCUCAUGGAGCGCAGCGACCUCAACUUCUACCUGUCCUGGCUCAUGGACCAGCUCAAGAUGAACGCGGAGGUAAUGACAGUGGAGCUAGCGCACGCGCAGGAGGUCAUGCUCGCUCAUGAGAAGCCGAACGCCGAGCGUCACCGGCGUCAGCUGUUCGACGACAAACACAAUCAUAAGAAGCAGCCCGAAGACCCCAACCAGAAGUACUCGAGUCUCUGCACCGAGUUCGACGAGCUAAAGCUGCAUGAACAGCUGCCCCCGGGCUCCAACAAGACGAACGACUACAUCCAGUCGGUGGCGCGCUGCCUGCAGAUGAUGCUCCGCGUGGACGAGUACCGGUUCGCCUUCCUGUCCGUGGACGGCAUCUCCACGCUGCUCAGCAUAUUGGCCUCCAGGGUCAACUUCCAGGUCCAAUACCAGCUGGUCUUCUGCCUGUGGGUGCUGACGUUCAACCCGCUGUUAGCGGAGAAGAUGAACAAGUUCAACGCCAUCCCGAUCCUAGCUGACAUCCUGAGCGACUCUGUGAAAGAGAAGGUCACCCGCAUAGUGCUGGCUGUGCUGAGGAACUUGAUUGAGAAGCCUGAGGACAAGCAGGUAUCCAAGGAGCACUGCAUCGCGAUGGUCCAGUGCAAGGUCCUCAAACAGCUGUCGAUCUUAGAGCAGAAGCGCUCGGACGAUGAGGACAUAAUGAACGACGUGGACUUCCUCAACGAGCGGCUGCAGGCGUCCGUGCAGGACCUGUCCUCCUUCGACCAGUACGCCACCGAGAUCAAGAGCGGACGCCUCGAAUGGUCCCCCGUACACAAGUCCGCGAAAUUCUGGCGCGAGAACGCGGCGCGCCUCAACGAGCGCGGGCAGGAGCUGCUGCGCACGCUGGUGCACCUGCUGGAGCGCAGCGCCGACCCCGUGGUGCUGGCCGUGGCCUGCUACGACGUGGGCGAGUACGUGCGCCACUACCCGCGCGGCAAGCACAUCAUCGAGCAGCUGGGCGGCAAGCAGCGCGUGAUGUACCUGCUGUCGCACGACGACCCCAACGUGCGCUACGAGGCGCUGCUCGCCGUGCAGAAACUCAUGGUGCACAACUGGGAGUACCUCGGCAAACAACUGGAGAAGGAUGUCGGCAAGCAGGAGGGCGGCCAGGCGAUCGGCGCCAAGGCAUAAACAACCUUAUUUACUUGUUAAUAUUAUUGUUAUUGUCUAGAAUCUACUGGCUUAAGCAUCGGUGGUCACGACCUUACUCCUCCAAUGUACAUACACAAUUUACCUCCCAAUUUUGCCCAUUGGUUUCGAAUGUUUCCAAUGUGCCCUUUUUAAAUUAUAAAAGUUUUCUCGCUUUGUCUACGUGUAUGAAACAUGCCACAAGGUUAAGUUUGCCAGUUUUUAUCUAUUUAAAUCAAUGAAUGUGAUUAGUGUAAAUAAAAUCUUUAUUAUAUUUUGUUGCUCGAUACUAUGACAUGUUAUGGUUAUAUUGGAUUUAACGAUACUGCAAUAUUACGUAAGCUCUUUGGUGUCGACACUAAAGUUCAAAACAGAGGUUUUGCUCUAUUUAAUAGCCACAUUCCUAUAAAAAGAUAUUCUAUAAUGUUGUUGAAAUUGUAAUGGCCAUAUGAAAUGAAUAAAUUAUUAUAAAAAUAUAUUUACUAAUUGAACGUAGCGAAAUUGUAGGCGAUUGAGAUUUAACAGCUACAUCAGUAUUGAAAAUAAAGUCCAUAAAUAGUGUA
Plutella xylostella (diamondback moth) is the source of this 2313-nucleotide messenger RNA. The record is from RefSeq and is a predicted model, not a curated record. Lineage: Eukaryota; Metazoa; Arthropoda; Insecta; Lepidoptera; Plutellidae.